AUGUUAAUGCUUAGCUUCAUCACCGCGAUAGCCAAUAAACUAUUGAGGUAUACAAUGGAUGAUCAACCACAACAGCCACCGCAACCACAAGAGAGAAAAAAGAGAAUAGCCACACAACUAAUUGACAGUCAAGAGCCACAAGAAGUUGAUUUCGAUCAUUUUGGUCUCCAUUAUGGGGAUAAACAAAUUAAGUUCGCCAAUGAGUGUGGAGUCCUCACACGAUCGAUGAUUUCUAUCAAUUAUCGAACAUGGAAGAAAGUGCCGCAGGGUGAACUUGAAAUGUUGUGGUUAACUAUUAAAAGACACUGGAAUAUUCAAAAUAAUAAACGCAGAGAUGAUGUGCUUAAAAUUUGCAACACUGCAUGGAAAUGCUACAAGAAGAGGCUCAUACGUGAUUUCAUGGCCAAUGGAAGAGAUCCAAUUCCAAUCUACCCAUAUCUAGACCCUGAUACAUGGAAAACCUUCAAAAAGGAGAGAUCUUCAAAGGAAUUUCAGGUAAUCAGUGAGAAAGCGAGAGCAAAUGCGAAGUUUCAAAAAAAAUGCAGCACGGUUAGGUCCACAUGGGUAUCGGGGCAGACAAGCUCAAUGGGAACAAGAGAUUGCAUCCGGAGGGUUGUCGGAAGAGUUAGCAUCAGAAUUGUGCAGAGGUGGAAAGUCAAAUAUCGUGAGGAGAAUGGGUCCCUGAACCUGGAGAAGAUUCGUCGACAGCAGUGUUAG
Molecule: messenger RNA, 717 nt
Organism: Lactuca virosa
Lineage: Eukaryota; Viridiplantae; Streptophyta; Magnoliopsida; Asterales; Asteraceae
Source: the annotation of a GenBank genome assembly